AUGGCAUACCCCUUUGGAACGGGGCCAGGAGAGGACCGUGGCACACGCGACUUCUUCCGGGGAGAGCCACCAAUACCCCCAUGUCCUUCCUGUCCUCCUCCUCACCCCUUCUUGUUUCUUCUUCUCUUAUGUGACAUAUUCCCUGUGUCCCCUUCUUCUCUCAGAGUGAGGACCUUCCCUAAGGACUCUGCCUUGCUGGGCAGGGACACGGUUCGAGCCCUGAUGUAUUACGCCCUGAAGGUCUGGAGUGACAUCGCGCCGCUAAACUUCCACGAGGUAGCCGGCAGCGAUGCGGACAUUCAGAUAGACUUCACUAAGGCCGACCACAACGAUGGAUACCCCUUUGACGGGCCAGGGGGCACCGUGGCACACGCAUUCUUCCCCGGGGAGAGGUUCACAGCUGGAGAUACACACUUUGACGAUGACGAGGCCUGGACCUUCAGAUCUCCAGACACUCAUGGGAUGGAUCUGUUUGCGGUUGCAGUCCAUGAGUUUGGUCACGCCAUCGGCCUGGUCCACACCUCAGCCAUAGAGUCCAUCAUGAGACCGUACUACCAGGGUCCUGUAGGAGACCCUCUGAAAUACGACCUACCGUAUGAAGACAAGGUCCGCGUCUGGCAGCUCUACGGGGUCAGAGACUCGGUGUCCCACACAAACCGACCAGGCAACCCCUCCCAGACGGCUGAACCCCCUGUCCUGCUGGACCUCCCUGAAAACAGGUCCACUCUCCUGCUGACACAAGAUGCCCCAGACAGAUGUACCAGCCACUUCGAUGCGGUGGCCCAAAUUCGAGGGGAGGCCUUCUUUUUUAAAGGAAAGUACUUCUGGCGACUAACAAGAGAGAAGCACCUGGUGUCCCUGCGCCCUGCUCAGAUCCAUCGCUUCUGGAGGGGCCUCCCCCAAAAUUUGGACAGUGUGGAUGCUGUGUAUGAGAGACCUGGGGACCAUAAAAUAGUUUUUUUCAAAGGUCUAAAGUACUGGGUAUUUAAGGAUAAUAACGUAGAGGAGGGCUACCCUCGUUCAAUCGGUGACUUUGGCCUACCCAUAGAUUGGCGCUUUGUUUGGCUACACAACGAGAAAACCUACCUUCUUCAAGGACAACCUGUACUGGCGCUACGAUGA
Molecule: messenger RNA, 1122 nt
Organism: Notothenia coriiceps (black rockcod)
Lineage: Eukaryota; Metazoa; Chordata; Actinopteri; Perciformes; Nototheniidae
Product: matrix metalloproteinase-17-like
Exons: 7
Coding region: 1-1122 (373 amino acids)
Biological process (GO): proteolysis; extracellular matrix organization; collagen catabolic process
Cellular component (GO): extracellular matrix
Molecular function (GO): metalloendopeptidase activity; zinc ion binding
Source: RefSeq, a predicted model, not a curated record